Molecule: messenger RNA, 1741 nt
Organism: Cryptococcus amylolentus CBS 6039
Lineage: Eukaryota; Fungi; Basidiomycota; Tremellomycetes; Tremellales; Cryptococcaceae
Exons: 8
Coding region: 107-1741 (544 amino acids)
Cellular component (GO): cytoplasm
Molecular function (GO): 2-oxoglutarate-dependent dioxygenase activity
Source: RefSeq, a predicted model, not a curated record
UUUACCGAUAACUCGUUCAACGCCAUAUCUCGUCAGUGCCCUCCUCGGGUGGCCGACUAUCCUUAUAUACGAUGUCGUGAAGCAUCUCCCACUCGAACAACGAACGAUGCCCGACAUUUCUGCAUUCGGCCGUGAUCUCGAUCUCGAGCUCAUCCUCAACGAGGGUGGACGAUGGGCCCACCGCGUCCACAUCGCCCUCGAAGAGGCCAAACUCCCCUACAAACUCACCCACGUCGACCUCAACAACAAGCCCGACUGGCUCCUCAAAGCCAACCCUCUCGGCCUCGUCCCCAUCCUCGCCGUCGGUAGCCCUCCCAUCUACCUCACCGAAUCCGCCGAUAUCGUCUCUUUCAUCGUCGCCACCACCCCGUCUCUCCAGCCGUCCAAUGAGCUCCAGCGCGCCCAGUCUUUUCAGAUCGCCAAAUCUGCUCUCGCGCUGCUCUCUUCAGAGCUUCUUCCUAUCAUUGGGAAGCAGCCCUCGGAAGCCGUGCGCGAGAUCCACCAUAAGAACCAGCUGAAGGCUAUUCGGAAGGUACAAGAGCUGCUCCAUGCUACAGGGCCUUAUGCACUCGGCGAGCGUUUUACCGAGGCUGAUGUCUUGCUCGCUCCUUUCGUUGGUAGGCUUUGGGCGUACGGAGUGCAUGGUAUCGCUCCCGCUGGGGACAGAACGGUAAAGACUGUAAAGGAGGGCAGGCAGUAUGCGAGGUUUUUGGAAUACACUUUCUCCAUCGAACGAUUGAAGAAGAAGAUUGCUCAAUACGAAGUCAGCCAGUCUAAAUCUGAACCCAAAUAUCCUCGAUUUCUCCCCGAGCCAUUCGAUCCUAACGAAGUCUUCAUCGCUGAACCGCCUUUCGAACAUAUCGACCGCGGCCUCUCCGCCGAUCCCAACUUUCCCGACUUGCUACCCACCUCUGCCCGCGUCGAACACCUCACCCCCGUCAUCGGUACCGAAGUCAGAGGUGUGCAGCUGAGCAAGCUAUCCGACGAAGGCAGGGAUCAGCUGGCGCUAUAUGUAGCCCAGCGAGGUGUGGUGGUCUUUAGAGGACAGGACUUCAGGGAUCUCGAGCCCGAGCAGCAGCUUGAGUUCGUCAGGUAUUUCGGACCCCAUUACCUUCACCCAUCCGACCGUCACCCCAAAGAUCUUCCCCAAUACUACUCCAUCUUCCAAGACUCCAACGACCGUUCCGUCAAUAAUACCGUCAACCCCAUCUCCAACAAACUCACCUCCAUCACUUGGCAUACUGACGGUUCUUCUGAACUCCAACCCCCCGGCUUGACUUUGUUGUUCUCUCUGGAGAACCCGAGAAAUGGGGGAGGAGAUACGCUGUUUACUAGUACGGUGGAAGCUUAUGAGAGGUUGAGUGAGGAGUACAGGGCGAGGUUGGAAGGGUUGGAGGCUGAACAUUAUCUGCCUUAUGAACCUCGUCGUCGUGACGCCCCUCGAAGCAUCCACCCCCUCAUCCGUACCCACCCCGUCACCAAAAAGAAGAUCCUAUUCGCAAACGAAGUCAUCACCCGCCGCAUCAUCGGUUUCCGCCGUGAAGAGUCUGACAACUUGCUCUCAUUCUUGACGGGGCAUAUAGCGAGAGGACAGGAUUUCGCAUGUAGGGUCAAGUGGGAGGAGGGGACGGUUGUUGUCUGGGAUAAUCGGAGUACACAGCAUACGGCAACGACGAAUUUCCCGGCGGAUGAGAGGAGACAUCUUUGUAGGAUCACUUCCAUUGCUGAACGACCUGUUUGA